AACCGAUCGUCGCGGAGAACACAACGCUCGUGGAGAAUGACAGCCAAGAUGAAGUUGCGGUCCCAGCUGCAUCUGCUCACUGGUUUCAUGGCGGGAUUCGUGCUGGCCUUCGUGCUGCUCCUCUACGUGUACGAUGUCAGCAGGGUGACGCCCUGCUGGAGCAGCACCUCCACCAUGUCCACGGCCACAACGGCCAGGAUUGAGGAUGAUCCACCACCGCGCGUUCUGUGCAUGGUGCUCACCUGCCCGGAGAACGUGCAGAGCCUGGCCAGCAGUGUCUACGAGACCUGGGGCAAGCGCUGCAGCCGCCUGAUCUUCGCCAGCAGCGAGGACUACAAGCCACUGGGCGUGGUCGGGGUGGUGGAGCCAGCAGGCGGUGGCUACGAGGAUCUGUGGAACAAAACGCGCGAGGGAUUCCGCCACGUUUGGGAGAACUACGCUGGCGACUACGAUUGGUUCCUCAAGGCGGACGACGAUACGUACGUGGUCAUGGAGAAUCUGCAGCACCUGCUCCGUGGCUUCGAUCCGGAUACGCCCGUCUUCUUCGGCUACAAGAUGUCGCGAUACAAUGUGAGUUAUAUGUCUGGCGGAGCUUCGUACAUUCUGAGUCGUGAGGCACUCCAUAGAUUUGCAACACAAGCCUAUGAAUCUGAGGUGAUUUGCCCGCAGCCGAAAAAGAUGGGCAUCGAGGACUUUUACAUGGGAAUUUGUAUGCAGAAUGUGGGCGUCCACUUCGUCGACUCCACACAGGCUUUGGAUGGAGACACGAAGCCAAAGUUUAUGCCCCUGGAUCUGGAGAACUACAUGUCGGAUGCGAAUUACACCAUUCCGGAGUGGCUGCGCCUCAUGAGUCUAUCUCGAGUUGAAACGGGCUUGGCAUGCUGUUCCAACUACUCGGUGGCCUUUCAUUAUGCCAGUCGAGAACGCAUGUUACUCUACGAGUUUCUAAUCUAUCAUCUGAAAGUUUUAGAUCCUAACCAGAUUUCAGAACGCGGACACAGAAGUCGAUUAACUUUAUCUGAUUUAAAGAGAAGAUUUCCACUGGAAGAUAACUCCAAUAUAAAAGACUUGCUGCAAAUGUCUGAGAAACCUGAUAAUUUCUAGAUGCUUUUUUGUGUUUUUUGGCUUAAGUUAUUACGAUUGUGAUAUGAACUAAUGAAUAUGUUUAUGAUAUUUUUGUUAAACUACGAUGUUUGUUUAUAUGGGGUUUAAUAACUCGGUCACGAACUCGGUAUUAGAAGUAUUUUUGGCAGCGUUCCCCACAAUGGGAACCACUGUGCAAUGCAAAAGCCUACUCAAAAAACAGAGCAGAAAAAUCUUUUGCCUACUUUUAGGCAUUUUGAAGAAGGCUUGUGCGAUAAAAAAUGGCCACACGAAAAUAAUAACAGUAUCCGCCGUGUCAAAUCAACCGUUUUUUACAUUAGUUAAUAUGUAAUUAAAGAAUAGUGACUAUGAAAAUAUAUUCAAUUAAGUUGGAUAAUUUCUAUUA
Messenger RNA from Drosophila mauritiana, 1489 nucleotides. Its product is annotated as glycoprotein-N-acetylgalactosamine 3-beta-galactosyltransferase 1. The transcript has 4 exons. NCBI's taxonomy places the organism in Eukaryota, Metazoa, Arthropoda, Insecta, Diptera, Drosophilidae. The record is from RefSeq and is a predicted model, not a curated record. Bases 37 to 1104 code for a protein of 355 amino acids. Gene Ontology annotation, cellular component: membrane. Gene Ontology annotation, molecular function: N-acetylgalactosaminide beta-1,3-galactosyltransferase activity.